Messenger RNA from Triticum turgidum subsp. durum (durum wheat), 1509 nucleotides. NCBI's taxonomy places the organism in Eukaryota, Viridiplantae, Streptophyta, Magnoliopsida, Poales, Poaceae. The record is from the annotation of a GenBank genome assembly.
AUGAACGUCGCGCGUCUCAACAUGUGCCAUGGGGACCGCGAGUGGCACCAGAAGGUCAUCAGCUCCGUGCGGAGGCUCAACGAGGAGAAGGGGUAUGCCGUUGCCGUCAUGAUGGACACCGAGGGGAGCGAGAUCCACAUGGGGGACCUCGGCGGCGCGCCAGCGGCCAAGGCGGAGGAUGGAGAAAUCUGGACAUUCAGUGUUAGAUCUUUUGAGGCACCUCUCCCAGAACUAACUGUUCAUGUGAACUACGAAGGCUUCGCUGAAGAUGUGAGAGUUGGUGAUGAUCUUCUUGUGGAUGGUGGAAUGGCUCGGUUUGAGGUUGUUGAGAAACUAGGACCGGAUGUGAAGUGCCGUUGCACAGAUCCUGGUUUGUUGUUGCCACGUGCCAAUCUUACAUUUUGGCGGGAUGGCAGUGUUGUCCGCGCGAAGAAUGCCAUGCUUCCGACAAUUACAUCUAAGGACUGGCUUGACAUAGACUUUGGAAUUGCCGAAGGUGUAGAUUUUAUUGCAGUUUCAUUUGUUAAGUCAGCUGAGGUUAUUAACCAUCUAAAGAGCUACAUAGCAGCAAGGAGCCGUGGCAAUGAUAUAGCGGUCAUUGCAAAGAUCGAGAGCAUUGACUCUUUGACAAACUUGGAGGAGAUCAUCCGUGCAUCAGAUGGUGCCAUGGUAGCCAGAGGGGACUUAGGGGCACAAAUUCCCUUGGAGCAGGUCCCUUCAAUACAACAAAAGAUAGUUAAACUGUGCAGGCAGCUAAACAAGCCAGUCGUUGUUGCUUCCCAGCUUCUCGAAUCGAUGAUCGAGUACCCUAUACCCACCAGGGCUGAAGUUGCUGAUGUUUCUGAAGCAGUCCACCAAUGUGCGGAUGCUCUGAUGCUUUCUGGCGAGUCAGCAAUGGGUAGAUAUCCGGACAAGGCACUCAGUGUCCUCAGUAGUGUUAGCUUAAGGAUUGAAAGAUGGUGGAGGGAGGAGAAGCACCAUGAGCCACUAGAACUUGAGGACGUUUCGUCUUCUUUCGCUGACAAAAUAUCAGAAGAGAUCUGCAUUUCUGCUGCUAAAAUGGCUAACAAGUUGGAAGUGGAUGCCGUUUUCGUCUACACGAAGGGUGGCCAUAUGGCCUCCCUGCUUUCACGGUGCCGCCCUGACUGCCCAAUCUUCGCCUUCACGAACUCGACAUCCAUGAGGAGACGACUGAACCUCCAAUGGGGCCUCAUCCCCUUCCGCCUCACUUUCUCCGACGACAUGGAGAGUAACCUGAACCGUACUUUCUCCCUGCUCAAGGCGAGAGGCAUGAUCAAGCCCGGUGACCUGGUGAUCGCCCUCUCCGACAUGCUGCAGUCCAUCCAGGAUGGGCAGCGCCUUACCGUCUCCGUCCGGCGCUGCCCAGGGCCCCGGUCCAUCAACGCCUGCGCUUCCCGUCCCCGCUGCCGCCUCCGCCCCCAGCCAUGCAGUGCUUCCUCCACCGCGAUCCGGUGCGGCGCCCUCGGGUCAGCAACAAGAUGGUGGUGA